Messenger RNA from Cinclus cinclus, 1679 nucleotides. It is a transcript of the gene STX7, whose product is annotated as syntaxin 7. Gene Ontology annotation, biological process: intracellular protein transport; vesicle fusion; vesicle-mediated transport. Gene Ontology annotation, molecular function: SNAP receptor activity; SNARE binding. Lineage: Eukaryota; Metazoa; Chordata; Aves; Passeriformes; Cinclidae. Bases 42 to 815 code for a protein of 257 amino acids. Gene Ontology annotation, cellular component: membrane; endomembrane system; SNARE complex. The record is from RefSeq and is a predicted model, not a curated record. The transcript has 9 exons.
UUUCCUGUUGUGGAUGACCGUGACAGCAGAUCUACUCAGUCAUGUCAUACGGACCAGGUUUUGGGGAUCCCAAUCAACUAGCCCAACGCAUAACUUCUAACAUCCAGAAGAUCACACAAUGCUCUGCUGAAAUACAGAGAAUACUACAUCAGCUUGGAACACCACAGGACACGCCUGAGCUGAGGCAACAGCUGCAACAGAAGCAGCAAUACACCAACCAACUUGCCAAAGAAACUGACAAAUACAUUAAAGAGUUUGGAUCUUUGCCUGCGACAAGUGAACAGCGUCAAAGAAAAAUACAGAAGGACCGUCUUGUGGGGGAGUUCACCACAGCACUGACGAAUUUCCAAAGACUUCAAAGGCAAGCUGCUGAGAAGGAAAAGGACUUUGUAGCCAGAGUAAGAGCCAGCUCAAGGGUGUCUGGUGGGGUUCCAGAAGAUAACUACAAAGAGGGAACACUUGUCUCCUGGGACAGUCAACCACAAGCACAAGUGCAAGAUGAAGAAAUUACAGAAGAUGACCUCCGUCUUAUUGAGGAGAGGGAAUCUUCCAUUAGGCAGCUUGAAGCUGAUAUUAUGGAUAUCAAUGAAAUUUUCAAAGAUCUGGGAAUGAUGAUUCAUGAACAAGGUGAUGUGAUAGACAGCAUAGAAGCCAAUGUGGAAAAUGCAGAUGUACAUGUGCAGCAAGCAAACCAGCAGCUGUCAAGGGCAGCGAACUACCAGCAAAGAUCCCGAAAGAAGAUGUGCAUACUCAUUAUUAUACUUGCUGUUGGAGCAUUGCUUCUUGGAGUCAUCUUAUGGUUAAUUACAAGAUAAGUCUCUGGAGAAAGCUUUGCAAUUUGUAUUUAAAUUAGGAAAGGAAAUUCAUAGUCAUAGUUUGCUCAUUGUGAAGCUGAGUAAAAUAGUGAUUCUGAACUUCAUCAUGCUUUUUUAAUAAGAUUUUUUGUUUUAACCUGAGAAAUAAUUUUCUCAGUACUGCCAUCAGUAUAACUGCCUGUCCUCUCAGAUUUGGGUGCUGUCUUACCAGAAGAAAAACAGUCAAGAUCAUAAACUGUACCAUUAACUUGAACAUAAAACAUCUCAAGGUUUAGGGGGUUCAUCAAAGUAAUGAUAAUUUGUGUUGACAGGGUGGGUCAUCUUUUGGGAUACUGCUAAAUGUUGCUGCCAAAACAAACUCCUGAACUGUUGCUUGAGGCAACGAAUUCACAUCUCAGAAUUUAUUUUUAAGUUAGAAAUAUAUUUCUUCUCUCUUUCCCUUCCAUCAUAUUCACCUACCCAUUUGAUAUGGGUGGUUCAAAAAUAAAAUGUAGGUUGCUGAAGUUGAUGUGUUCUCUCUUUAUACCUGGAGCCUGUGAAUUAAGCCUUCAGUUUGCUUGAAAUCUUUUAAAUGUUCCAUUUAUCUCUCUAUCUGGCAUCAAGGAUGGCUAUAUCUGGAAGCUGUCUGCAAAGGUAGGAAGGUUGAAUGAUGUAAUUAUGUGAUUUUUUUUUGUUCCAGUUCUUGCAUUAAGAAAUACUGUGCUUUAUUGCGCACAUCUGCUGUCUUUGCAUCUGAAGUGUGCAUGAGUGGGUUUGGUUAGAUGAAAAUUUGCUCUAGUCUGUGACUUCAUAGACUUGCUGGGAAAAAUAGAAAUUCCCAACUUCCUAGCUUCACUUGAAUGUCACUGUUGUGAAACUGCUGUG